AAAUAUUAAUUCUGAAUCAUUUACAGUGAAUCAUUUACAGUUGAUUCAAUUCUUAUUCCCUGUAACAAUUAAAUUGAGCUAAUAAAUAGGCUAAGUCCUUACAUAAUGGUGGAGAAUGCGGGCAGUUUAAUCUAAUUUGUACACAAAACAAGUAACUUGUGUGAUUGUAUCUUUUCUUGAUCCGGAAGAUAGAUUAGAAACAGAAACGAGGCUUUUGAUUGUCAUAACAAUGAGUGCACAUAAGGCGCUGUGGAUGAAUGAAAUCUGAACUCGAGUUGUUUGUCUGUACGUUUUGUUGUUGUUGUUGUUGUUAAAACUGCAGUAAAUGAAUCUAAGAUUGUCUGCCAAGACAAAAGGAAAGUCGCCCGAGAGCGCACCAGGACAGAGUAAGCGUGUUCCUUGCUUUUGUUCUUUAAGGCCUUAGCUAUAGUGGAUAAUAUUGCGUGUUCCAAUGUUAUUUCAACUAAGCUAAAAUCCCUGCAUGGUCACAUUAGAGAGUAGCUACCUAAUGUGCCGCCUAUAUCCGCUCAUUCGUGAGAUGAGAUAUUAAUACUCUAAACACUAUACGUGUCUGAGUUUGAUUUGAAUGGGAUUAUUUUGAAAAUUCUUGAUCAAGUAUUGUGGCAGUAAAUCCUGCAUGUUGUUGCGUGUCCAGAAACUGACACGAACGAUUCAGAUCGCCGAGAUCUCAGUAAUGUUACUAUUAUUAAUUGCAGAAAAAUCUGUGGAUUAAUGUGCCUCACUCUAACGUGUGGGGGUUGUUCAGCUCGGAAACAUGAGAAGGUGAAUGGUUCAUUGUCAUUGAGAACUGCGCCGUCAGUUCAAUGAUUAAUGUGAUUUUGUAUGUUCGUUAUCUGUGUGCAAAGAGUAUAGAACAAGCGUACUCUUUUGUUGUGCGUCACGGUCACCACGACAGUGACAGCUGUAACCCGGAAGCCCUAAGAAACCUUUCCCGGGGUAACCUUUAAGUGCGCAUGCGCAGUCUGCCAGCGCCAUAUUCAACUGUGUGUAAACAAAGCUUAGCACAAGCUGAGCUAGCUAAAUCUAGCACGGUUGCAUUACAGUCUAUGUAAAGCUAGUAGCAUUGCUAAAGGGCUAGUGGCUAGCAUAGCAUUUUGUGGUCUGAAUGCAAUGUUGCAAUGUUGGAAUGACUUCUUUCUUACUGAACUUUAAUUCACUCUAGUGCUUUCACCUCCCUCUCUGUCUAACUUACACGUCUUAUCUUUUCUCAUCUCCUCCCAUUUGAGAGAACAAAUGUUAAAUUAAUAAACCUGGUUUUUAAUAUCAUUUGUUUGAGAGUUCUCUCUCCUAAAUUUACUCUUGUCAGUUAAACAUUGUUUUGUUUUAGUAGCAAUUGUCCUAAUUACUUUUAAUGACAUUUUAUGUUAUUUGUAAUUGCUCUUAUUGAUUUUAAUGACAUCUGUGAAUAUGAAUUUUUGAUUGGGAAUCUUAGUUCGAUUUCAAUUUUAAUUGUAAAUCAAUUUCAUAUGGUAAGGAUAUUUGUGGAUUAAUUUAAUGGUAGUGCCUUACAAACAUCUGGCAAUUUUAAUCAUUAACUGAUAAUUAUGGCUUUGAAAUUUUAAUUUCAUUAGUCAUUAAUUAGGAUUUGGGCUUCCCUAAUUCAGAUGAUACUUGAUUGAUUAAUUUGAUUAUAAUUGCUCUCAAUGUUUAAGGCUGAACCCAUUACAAUUUUAAUUCACAACUAUAAUUUCCAAAUUUGAAUUCAAAAUUUCACUUAAAAUAAAGUGUAUUCUCAGACUUUCACUCCCUUAGUCUUUGACUUAAUUCAUUUAUUCAAAGGAACAUUUUGGGGUCUCCCUCAAUACUUGGGUCAGUUGACUUCUGCUAGCGCAGUAAGCCAACCCCCUAGGUGUAGCGACUCCCUAGCGCCACCACUCUGUCAACCCUGUAAUUUUUCCAAAUUUUGGGAGCAAAACUUCACUCUCUUCUUCUCUCUCUCUCUCUCUCUCUAUCUCUCUCUCUCUCUCUCUCUCUCUCUCUCUCUCUCCCUCUCUCUCAGUUGUCCUCUUCUGGUUUGACUACUGCUGCUGGUUUUGGAUUUGUACCUGUGAAAGUCAUAAAAGCAGAGUGUUUGAGAAAUAUUUAACAAAUAUUUGGGAAACGGAACACUUCUUUUAAAAUAGUAUGACACUCACUUUACCUUCCCUCCUCAUCCUGUUAUCCUACCCAGCCUAGGCUCGAGCAGGUCAACAAGGAGACUGGUAGGCGUCCAUAAACCCUGAGCAUGCGUCUAGAAGCACUUUAAGUGGUGCAUGGUUGUCAAUCCUACUAAGCUGAGAAACCAAUACUGUCAUUGUUAUUGUUUUUCUUUCGCCCCGAAGGGAAUUUUAAUAACAAUCACAGUCCUGGUACUUUGAAAUCCUUUUCAAAACCCCUGUCUAGAACCAUCCUUCUAAAAUUAAAUUCUUCUUCAUAAAUCUAAAAUUUACUAAACUCAUUCUGCAAACAGUGUUAAAGACAAAACUUCAUUUUAUAGGGAAACUGGAAGCACCCCAUUAUUAUUCUGCUCUUUGCUAAAUGCUAUUCUGUUUGUUUCGUGCUCUUCUUUUCUUCUGCUGUUCUCUAGCUGUGCUAUCCGUGUGUGCUUACUGAUUCUUUUCGCAGAGACUCCGAGUUAGAAGCACAUCCAUGAGAGGACCACAGUCGAGAACCAGUCUUACCUGCACAUUUACACACUCAUUACUCAUUCCCAUUAGCCCACACUUGACAUUGCACCCUUACACCUUUGAUUUGCCCUGCUUGUUUGUUUUGUUUUGUUGUGUUUUGUUUUGUUCUUUUCUUCAAGGUCUGUGUCAGUUUCGGGUUUAGAUCUCCCUCGCUGUGCCAAACAUGUCUCGCACAACAGACCCUGCUGGACACUGGGAGGACCUGGAGACCUGGCUAAGUGUUGUAACAGACAGCAUCCUACCUAAAGCCGCUGAAACACUAAAGCAUCAGACACAGGACCAGCUGGAUGACAACAUAACAAGCCUCAUGAAACAAGACCCAAGCCAGAGCUACAGUCACAAAGAACUAGCCAAGAUCACCGGCUCCUUAAGCCACACACUCAUCGCCACCCUCAAACUGAGCGACAGGCAAGCCGCCCAUCGCCAGCAGGAGCUGACACAUGCACAACGGCGCAUUGAACAGCUGGAGCUGGAGGCUCAGGAACGACGAGAAGGGCCUGAUGAAGUGGAACAAGGCGCCAAAGAGGAGAUCAACAGGCUAAAAGAGACCCUAGCAGCUACUACGCAAGAAAUGGAACGAGGCAGAGCAGACUACGCUGACCUCUCCGACAAGCUACAGUACGCAGAACAGCUACUGGAAAAAGCAAAGGCUGACUUCAGAGACAAGAACAGCCGAAUUAAAGCUCUCGAAACUCACCUGAACGAGUCAAGAAAUGAGGUCAGCCGCCUAAAACAACAGCUUGACUACAUCAAAGAAGAGUCUGACAGUAUUAAAGAGGAACUCAAGCAUGCAUAUGAAUUGCGCUGUGAGCCGUCAAGAACACGUCGGACACCGACUUCACCUUUGCCAAGCAGGACCGGCUCCCCUGUUCCUGGACUGGCACAUGAUCAGAAGGGGGCAGUGCCAAAACAGUCACCUGCUCCCUCCGAAGAAUCCUACCUCCCCACUAAGCUAAAAGAACGUGCUCCAGCCAGCCACAGAUCAUCUCAUGGCUUGGACCUCAGAGACCUUGACAAGCUUGCUAGAAACAUUGGCAAAUUCACUCCAAAUGUGCCAGGUAGUCCAAAUGUUCAGAGUUAUCUGCAAGAUAUUGACUUCCAUCUGGAAAUGAGACCCAAUGUCACUGACAAAGAUAGACUUUAUUUGCUCAGAGCCACAUCCAGCUCUGAAGUGCGCAGCUUCCUGGACCGGCAGCCUGCCCACACAAAGACUGAUUACCACCUGCUCCGAGAAGCUCUCAUCAGAGAGUUUGCCGACCCUGAGUCAGAACGAGGACUAGUGGCUGCCCUGGAAACAAAACAAGGUCGUCACGAAACUCCUCAAGUCUUCUAUAGCCAACUAAGGCUAGCAUACUUUGGGUGUCGCCUACCAAACAGAGCAUGGAGGAGGAAUUGAACUUCAAAACUCUCUUCCUGAGAAACCUCCAUCCUGGGGUGAGCCACCAUCUUGGCGUCCUUGCCUGUCCACGCACAAUGAGUGCUCAACAGUUAAGAGACUUGGCGCACAAAGCCUACUGUAAACAGAAGAUGGCCUUAGAAAAGGGCACCAAAACCACCACAGUUCUUGACUUCAACACACAGAGUCAAGGGCUGGCCCUAGAGGGCACCCAGCCUCAAGACCUUGCCAAGCCGACACCCAAAGUGGAAUGCAUCCUCGUCCAACAGAGAGUGGGACUCCCACACUGGUACUCGACCUAAACAGAGAGACAACCGCUGGGAUGGACCACGUGGACGACAACGCUCACCUGGACGUCACUGGGAAAAUUCAUGGAACCAAUCAAGACCUCAUGAGAGUCAUUGGGAGAAAACCUGGAAUCAGCCAAGCUCAUUUGGAAGCCCCAGAGGAAAAGGCUCAUGGAAAUCCAAGGGAAAACGACAAACACACCCUAUUUUCGGUCGUGCAAAGCGAUUUAGCCCAAAUACAACUCCUAACUACACUCAUGACCGAUAUGCUAAGGGAAAUAAGUUCUUCAAUCGAUAACUUAGCCAUGGGGAGGAUCCCCUACUAUUUGAUACCCCUUAGCUUGGUCCAAAACAUUCUAGCCUCGGCCACUCCGGGCCCUGUUAACCCUGUGCAAACCCAUCUCGCUUUUUCCCUGGGUAGCGCUAUUCCCCUAUAUGUAAGCCCAGAAACCGGCGACUUGGCCUUCCUCCUCAGUUUGCCCAUUAUCGACUCAAACAAUAUUUACCGGCUCAAAGACGUUGUUAACGUCGGAUUUUGGCAAGGGAACACCUAUGUCAAAAUACACACCCCUGAGGUCGUGGCGUACCAUGAUAACAACGAACAGUUGUAUCUAGCCCCAAACCUAAAAAUGUGUACGCUCACUAAAGACAUUCAUUACCUUUGCCCAAGUAAACCAUUCGUCCGCGACAAUACCGAGGGCAUCUGCGGCCUAGAAUCAAUUAGACCCGACACUAGCUGCCCCGCUGAAGCUACACCAUGGUCUCAAGUCGAGGCAACACAAGCCGAAAUCAUAGGAAACCGAUGGUUAGUCAACACCCCUGCACGUACCGCUACCCUUACCUAUGAUCAACACGAUACUGCCACGCGCAUCAUUCUGCCUAACCAAACCCUCUGGAUCAGUGUCCCUAAGGGCUCGAUCCUCCACAUAGACGAUCUUGCAUUGUAUCACCUUGGCGACGAUGAGUACCAGGCGGAACUUGAAAUCUCACCGUUCUUCAAACAGCAUUCCUUCGUCCUCGAUCCGGAAUUGGAAGAAAGGAUCAGGGAGGAAGGAACACAACUUAUUGAUCUGACUCCUGUUGAUACAGCCUUAGAAGCUAUAGCUCACCUUCCGCCCGCUGGCGUGUCAUUCAUUCGGUCUUGGUCUGCUGCUGACACAGCACUUUGCAUCUCUACUGUUGUAGGAUAUAUUGUCACCUUGACACUGGCCUUCAUCCUGCACAAGCGAAUGAACGCCGUGCAAGAAUCUUUCGAUAGAUGCACGUCAGGCGUCCCGCGCAUUUUCCGACGUGAUAGAACUGACCAAGAACCUGAACGCGAGAACUCAACCAACCUGAUUGAAAUUACGCCUCUACCUCCUCGUCGAACCACUGACAAUUAGAUUAGUCGAAACCACCAAUUACAACUGAUCUUAAACAGUACGACCCUACGUUAGCUGAAGUGUUCCGAACCCGUUUAUUCCAAGAUACCCAAGUCCUUCACCAGAAUUCAGUCAGUGAUGGAGAUGUUGUUUGUGUCUUGUGUGUGUCUGUUCUCUCUCUACCUCUUGUUCCAGUGCCUGCCGACGUUCGCACCGGGAACCUCGCCAAGCAAAAGGGGGACUCUGUAGGGACUCGUUCGACAGACGUCACCAAAUGGCUUUAUCAGCCAGAGGCAUGAUUGAACAAAGCUUCAUUUGGUCCAAAAGAUCCAUUUCCUGACAGGAAAAACCUAGCCUUAACAGAAGUGAUGACACGACUUCUUUUAACAAAGGACUCUGUCUAAAGGACUUCUUAGCUCAUCAGCAAUAAACUAAUCAGAACCUAUCACAGGGUCUGAUCACAUUAA
This is a messenger RNA of Megalobrama amblycephala (Wuchang bream), 6198 nucleotides long. RefSeq lists its product as uncharacterized. Lineage: Eukaryota; Metazoa; Chordata; Actinopteri; Cypriniformes; Xenocyprididae. The transcript has a single exon. The coding region runs from base 2851 to 4083 and encodes 410 amino acids. The record is from RefSeq and is a predicted model, not a curated record.